Lachnellula hyalina is the source of this 1479-nucleotide messenger RNA. It is a transcript of the gene rrb1, whose product is annotated as Ribosome assembly protein. NCBI's taxonomy places the organism in Eukaryota, Fungi, Ascomycota, Leotiomycetes, Helotiales, Lachnaceae. The transcript has 2 exons. Gene Ontology annotation, molecular function: protein binding. Bases 1 to 1479 code for a protein of 492 amino acids. The record is from RefSeq and is a predicted model, not a curated record.
AUGUCUAAACGCGCGGCAGAAGAUUUUGAAAAUGGUGGCGCGUCUCUGAAGGGUGGAGAACGUCCCGAGAAACGCGAUUUGGAUGACGAGGUGGGGGAGUUUGAGGAUGAAUUCGAGGACGAAUAUGAGAGUGAGGACGAGAUUUUGGAGGCGGGGGUGGAUGGACGGCCAGAUGCUGAGAGGGAGGCUGAGGAAAAAGCUGAGGCUAUGGAUGUAGACCAACAGACGUUUAUUGUUGGUAGGAAUAAACUUGGGCCUGGAGAGACACUUGCCCCAGAUCUUUCGGCAUACGAGAUGCUACAUGCGCUGAGUACGCCUUGGCCGUGUCUGUCGUUUGACAUUGUCAAAGAUAGCUUGGGAGAUAACAGGAAGAAUUACCCCGCUACGAUGUAUGCGGUUGCAGGAACACAAGCGGAGCACAAGAGGGAAAAGGAGAAUGCAUUGAUGGUCAUGAAGUUCAGCGGAUUAAGCAGGAUGGAGCGGGAGCAAGAUGAUGAGGAUUCAUCAGACGAUGAGGACGAGGACGCAGACCCGAUUCUCGAAUCGACAUCUAUACCUUUCACGUCUGCUACGAACCGGAUUCGAGCACACCAAUCCCCAGCCUCAGACUCGUCACGGCCGCCCACAACCCUAACGGCUUCAAUGACAGAAGCUGGUCAAGUUCUCAUCCACGACGUUACCCCUCACCUCGCCUCCUUCGAUACCCCUGGCACAGUCAUCACCCCGCAACAAAACAAACCCCUUUCCACCCUCCGCAUGCACAAAGCAGAAGGAUACGCCGUCGACUGGUCCCCCCUGGUCUCAACCGGCAAGCUCGUAACCGGCGAUAACAACGGCAGCAUAUACGUAACCACCCGAACCGCGGGCGAAGGCUGGGCCACAGACUCUCGACCAUUUACAGGCCACACGGGCUCGGUAGAAGAGCUGCAAUGGAGUCCGUCGGAGAAGAACGUCUUUGCUUCAGCGUCUAGCGACGGUACUAUCAAAGUCUGGGACGUGCGGAGUAAGAGCAGAACCGCGGCGCUCAGCGUCCAGGUCAGUGACACGGAUGUAAAUGUUAUGUCCUGGUCGCACCAAACAACACAUCUCCUUGCUUCCGGCGCCGACGAUGGACAGUGGGCUGUAUGGGACUUACGGCAAUGGAAGCCCAACACCUCGUCCUCUUCUCCAUCAAAACCUACACCAGUAGCAAGUUUCAACUUCCAUAGAGAGCAAAUCACGUCCGUGGAAUGGCAUCCUACAGACGACAGUAUUGUAGCAGUAGCAGCUGGAGACGAUACGCUUACGCUGUGGGAUUUGGCCGUCGAGUUGGAUGAUGAGGAGAGUAAGGAUACCGGGGGCGUAGCAGAGGUGCCGCCGCAGUUGCUGUUUGUGCAUUAUAUGGAGAAGGUCAAAGAGUUGCAUUGGCAUCCGCAGAUUCCCGGGGCAUUGGUAGGCACAGGCGAGGCGUUUAGUGUGUUUAAGACUAUUAGUGUCUAG